CAGAGCUUAUAAUAUAUCCUAAACCCAAAAUGAACUCUAUUUGAAGUGAGCCAAUAAGCAAUGAGCAUAAUCGUGAUGCUGAUGGUCUUGAUUCUUCAUACCAAGAACUAGAUGAUAAUACUUCCCAAAAGGUGCAAGAUCUAGAUGAGAAGGCUUCUUUAAGUAGCUCUAAUGAGCUGAAAAUAUGUUCACCAAAACAACAGAAAUUGAUGAGCUUAAGAAUUUCGAAGAAUUCGGAAAUUAGGGGCCAAAACUUCAAUUGUGACAAGAAUGAUCCUAACAGUGCUUAUAUUAAAGACGAACAAUUCUUUAGUACAAGAGGAGAACUUCUUAGCCCAAAAUCUGUUAGUGAAGCACAUAGGUUCAAUAGUAACCUUGAUUCUCUAAGUACUAGGAGAAGCUUUGGUGGGAGCAGUUCUUCAUCCUCUAAACGAUUCUUGAGUCCAUGCAACAGUGAGUACACAAGUGCCUUAUGCAAGCUGAGCUCCAAGGCUAUGAUCAAGAUAAACAAGCCUAAGGUUUAUGCGAACACCAACAUUUUUAAGCUUGAUUCUAGACUUCUAUGCGAAUCUGCAAAAGAUAAUAAGAUUAAUACAAUGCUCGUAUUCAAUAAGGGCCAACUAGUCAGGCCUGUCAAGCAUAACAUGAAGCACCAGUCCUGGGCAAUACUCAAUUCUGAUUUAAAAUUUUGUGUAAAAAGCUAAGUUGAGCUGAUUGACUCAAAAUUCCUCAAGUCAAAUCUUUCAGAAUAUCCAGUCGGCAAAUUUAUAGAUUAGUGGAACAAGCCUUGUACGUUCUAUCAUACAUUGAGAGGCUAGAUUACAUUUAUAAUUGCUAAUAAUAAUAGCUGCUGAAGAAACUUAUGAUGUGAAAGCAAUAGGAUAUCUAAAGCAAGAUGUAAACGCUUCUUUGCCAUAUGAAAACCAUCUUGAAAUGAAAGCAGGAGAACUUGUAUGAAUUUGAGGAGAGGCAAGCCCUAAAACGGUAUUUGCUUACAAAU
This is a messenger RNA of Moneuplotes crassus, 1000 nucleotides long. The record is from the annotation of a GenBank genome assembly. NCBI's taxonomy places the organism in Eukaryota, Ciliophora, Spirotrichea, Euplotida, Euplotidae.